This is a messenger RNA of Trichoderma breve, 1803 nucleotides long. Its product is annotated as zn-finger in ran binding protein and others domain-containing protein. The transcript has 5 exons. NCBI's taxonomy places the organism in Eukaryota, Fungi, Ascomycota, Sordariomycetes, Hypocreales, Hypocreaceae. Bases 1 to 1803 code for a protein of 600 amino acids. Gene Ontology annotation, molecular function: 3'-5'-RNA exonuclease activity; RNA binding. The record is from RefSeq and is a predicted model, not a curated record.
AUGUCUUCGCAGCAGCCUCAGCUCAACAUCGACCGCUACGUCGUGAUCCAUGUUGCGACUACCUGCGAUGAACACGGUGUCUACGUUACCAAGGAUUCCGCCGAAGUCAUUGAGCUUGGAUGGAUUCUCCUUGAUGCUAACAGUCUGGAGGAGAUCACCCACGAAAGCGUCCUUGUCAAGCCUGUCAAUACUCCCAUCACCCCGCUAUGCACGAGCCUAACGACUCUGACCUGGGAACACGUUCGAAAUGCCGGUACUUUUAGGGAUGCUAUCAGUCGAUUCGACACGUUUGCUACCGAGUAUCUGACGUCCAAGAACCUCGACUUUGUCUUCGUCACGCUCGAUGCCUGGGAUCUGCGAGUUCAGCUCCCGCGAGAAGCUCGCGACAAGGCUGUCGUGCUGCCUCCCUAUCUGCAGCACUCUCGCACCUUCGACCUGCGAACUGAAUACCAACGCUGGCAACAGCACCACCCAGAGUCUCUGCCGUUUGGCCCCUCGAUGCUGUCAAACAUCUGCGCUGCUCUCGAGGCUCUGGCUCCCGCUUCUCCCCGCCGCGCAAUGGAAGAGGCCAUUACCUUGGCCCGCGUUCUUCGUGGCUUGAUUCGCAAGUCUCAGCCCGCCCAGGAUCACCCCGAUGUGUUGACUCGACCUAUGGAUGCGAGGGCAGAUGUCCGGGCGUUCCUUUCCGAGAGGAGCAAGGUUUUGCACAUGUCUGGUCUGCCGCAUGAUACUACUCAAUCCGAGCUGGAGAGCUGGUUUACCCAGUUUGGUGGUCGUCCGAUUGCUUUUUGGACUCUUCGAACCCCCGAGCAGCACAAGCCCACUGGUACAGGUUUUGCUGUUUUCUCAUCUCAUGAAGAAGCUGCUGAGAGUUUGUGUAUGAACGGACGUGCGCUGAACGAAAAGGCUAUUGAGGUUUCUCCCUCUUCUAGCCGUGUAUUGGAUCGAGCUCAAGAUAUUUUGACACCCUUCCCGCCGAGUAAGAACCGCCCCCGACCUGGUGAUUGGACUUGCCCCUCUUGUGGCUUCUCCAACUUCCAGCGCCGCACAGCUUGCUUCCGUUGCUCGUUCCCUGCUGUUGGAAGCGGUGCCCCUGGAGACAUGGGUCCUGGCGGCUACCCAUACCCAUACGGCCCCCCUGCUAUGAUGACCCCUCCUCACCAUGGUGGCCACCACGGUCCUAUGCACGGUGGACGGAUGGGCGGUGGCGGCGUUGUGCCCUUCCGUGCCGGUGACUGGAAGUGUGGAAACGAAGUUUGUGGAUAUCACAACUUUGCCAAGAAUGUCUGCUGUCUUCGCUGUGGCGCCAGUCGUGCUGGUGCUGCCGUUGUUGCGGAUUCUGGCUACCCCUCUCCGAUGGAUAACGGCUCGCAGUAUGGCAUGAGCCAGGGUUCGAUGGCUGGUACGCCAGGUCCUGGCCCGUUCUCUUCUGGAGGAUCCUUUGGACCGGGAGGCGGCUACGGUCAACACUUUGGCGGCCCCCCUAGCCAUUUCCUUCCCUCGGGAUUGGGUGGCGGUGCUGGCGGCUAUCCGGGCUCUCUUAACACGCAGGGCUUCGCUUCCGCCCCUGGCUCGCAUUCUGCUGGCCCCUUUGAUAGUAGGGCUGCCGAGGCGGCUUUCCAGUCUGCGACUAACGGUCCUGUCUCUGGUGGGCCAGGCAACAACUUCUACAACAACGGCAACCCUGGCAACAACGAAAACGAUCCCUUUGCCUUCCUGAGCAGUGGUAUCGGUGGCCUCUCUGUCAGCGGCGACGCUCGCCAGAAUGGUGCCGGUGCUACCCCUAACAAGUCACCCGCCUAG